ACGCAGGGUCUCUCACCUUUUUUAUUUUUUCUGAACAAAUUGAAUAAAAAAAUUGUUUAAAAAGUUCCCCCAAAAGAAAAACCAAAGUAAGAGAACUCUCUCUCUCUAGGAACAGCGAUGGAGACCGCCUUUGCGAGCGCGUCGGCGAUUAGCGACCAACGGCAGAAGAUCGAGCAGUACAAGCACAUUCUCGCCACCGUUCUCUCCUCCGACGAUGUUAUUCAAGCCAAACAAUUCAUCGACCACAUGCUAUCGGACGACGUGCCGCUUGUGGUGUCGAGGCAGCUUCUGCAGACGUUUGCCCAGGAGUUGGGGAAGUUGGAGCCGGAGUUUCAGAAGGAAAUUGCCCAUUAUACCCUCAAUCAGAUCCAACCUCGUGUUGUUUCUUUUGAAGAACAGGUGUUGAUUGUCAGAGAAAAACUCGCGGAGUUAUAUGAAUCUGAACAACAAUGGUCAAGAGCGGCACAGAUGCUUAGCGGCAUUGAUCUGGAUUCUGGAAUGAGAGUGAUUGAUGAUACCUUCAGGCUGUCCAAAUGUGUCCAAAUUGCUCGCCUUUACCUCGAGGAUGAUGAUGCUGUUAAUGCAGAGGCUUUUAUAAAUAAAGCUUCCUUUUUGGUUAGUAACAGCCAGCACGAGGUGUUGAAUUUGCAAUACAAGGUUUGCUAUGCUAGGAUACUAGAUUUGAAGAGGAAGUUCUUGGAAGCUGCUCUUCGGUAUUAUGAUAUUUCCCAAAUUGAGAAGCGUCAAAUUGGAGAUGAAGAAAUCGAUGAAGAAGCACUGGAGCAAGCGCUAACUGCCGCCGUGACUUGUACAAUCUUGGCUGCUGCAGGUCCUCGACGUUCCCGUGUUCUUGCCACCCUAUACAAGGAUGAACGCUGCUCUAAGCUAAAGAUCUACCCAAUCUUGCAGAAGGUUUAUUUAGAGAGAAUUUUGAGAAAACCGGAAAUUGAUGCGUUUGCUGAAGAAUUGAAGCCACAUCAGAAAGCACUUUUGCCUGACAAUUUCACCGUUCUUGAUCGUGCUAUGAUUGAGCACAAUCUCCUGAGUGCUAGCAAACUUUACACCAAUAUUAGUUUUGAAGAGUUGGGCACAUUGCUUGGUAUCGCUCCUCUAAAGGCUGAGAAAAUAGCUUCAAGAAUGAUCUGUGAAGAUAGAAUGAGGGGAUCCAUUGAUCAGGUUGAAGCUGUCAUACAUUUCGAGGAUGACCCUGAGGAAAUGCCACAAUGGGAUCAACAGAUAUUCGCCUUGUGUCAUGCUCUCAACGAAAUUCUCGAUGGCAUGGCGAAUAAGGGUUUACCAUUUCCUGUCUAA
Erythranthe guttata (spotted monkey flower) is the source of this 1311-nucleotide messenger RNA. NCBI's taxonomy places the organism in Eukaryota, Viridiplantae, Streptophyta, Magnoliopsida, Lamiales, Phrymaceae. The record is from RefSeq and is a predicted model, not a curated record.